GAGUGCGCUCCCAAGCCGACAGUUGUUGCGCGAGCAGCAGGUGUCCGCGGUGGGUGAUUUAUACUCCUCGUGAAGGAACUCUGUCAAAAAUCUCACUCAUUCGAGAAUUGACAUCGGGGGGAACGGAAAAGCUGAUGGUUACGGGGCCAGUUUGUGACUGACACCGGUAUUGUGCGUUGACCCAUCGCUCUACACUACGAGUGCGUUUGUGUCUUCUGAUAGGUGUCUUCGGAAUUUUUUCGUUUUGAUUAACUGACUGGUAGACAUUUACGCACCAGUAACGGAACUACUUGUAAUCUAAAGGCCUAAGUAUCUUUGUGUCAUCUGAAUGAAGUCAGAGUACAGAAAGGAUGCAGAGUCCAGUUGAUGGGUUCUAAAAGUGCUACUUACAUUACUGGACCAAACAGCCACACACAUAAUCAACACAUUGCAAUAAAGUGUGGUGAAUUCAUUUUGGUGUGAGGUCUGCAGCCUGCGUGCCUGCUCGGGCUCUAUCUGUAUGGAAGGGAAUGGGGAAACUGCCUGUCUGCAAUGGCUGCACACUGCUGUCAUGGAACAGAAGCAUUGUUGUGGCAUUGCUGCUCAGUCAGCUGUGCUGCUCACAAGUUUGGGCCCAGUGCCGGAUCCUGAGGUGUAACUCGGACUAUGUGGCUGCCACUCAGCACCUGCGGGUCCGGGAGGGUGCUGACGUCCGGUACUGCAGCCCCCUGCGCUCCUACGCGCACUGCACCAAGAAGACAGCGCGAGCCUGCCGGGGGGACCUGGCCUACCACUCCGCCGUGCAGGGCAUCGAGGACCUCCUCAUCCAGCACCGCUGCCCCAAAACCGGCCCCACCGCCCAGCCUCGCCCUCCGCCCCAGGCCCCUCUCUCAGGGGACGCCUGCUGCUACGAGAGGGUCUACCAGCAGCAGCAGGGCCACGCCCCGGAGUACGUCCACUGCGGGGUGUUCGGUGACCCCCACGUGCGCACCUUCCAGGACGAGUUCCACACCUGUGCGGUGCGGGGAGCGUGGCCGCUGAUCGACAAUGAGUACCUGUACGUGCAGGCCACCAGCGCGCCCACGGGAGGGGCUGCGUACGCCACGGCCCUCACCAAGAUCACCAUCAUCUUUAAGAACUGGCGUGAGUGCAUUGAGCAGCAGAUCUACCAGGCGGAGCUGGACGACGUGCCCCCUGCGUUUGUGGAUGGCUCGGUGAUGGGCGGGGAGCGGCGGGGGCAGCACAGCCUGCAGGUGCGCUCUCAGGCCCCCGGGCAGCAGGUGGAGAUCUGGGCGGCUCACAUCGGGACCAGGCUGGUGGUGCGGCAGAGCGGCCGCUCCCUGGGGCUGUCGGUGCGGGCCCCCAGGCCCAUCGUGGACACCUUCACGCCCGAGCAGGACCUGCAGCUGUGCGUGUGGGGCUGCCCAGCCUCCCAGCGGCUGAGCCGGCCCCUGCCCCAGCCCUCCACAGAAGCCCACGCACACUGCUCCGCCCUCCUCCCCGUCCCAGACGUCUAUUUCCAGGCCUGUGUGUUUGACCUCCUGGCCACUGGGGACACCAACUCCAGCGCUGCCGCCGUGGCGGCCUUGGAGGACGCCCGCGUGAUGCUCUCAGACCCAGACAAGGUGCACUUAGUGCCAGCUGGGACUGCUCAGCACCUGCCCAAUCUGCCUUUGACACUUGCUGUGGCUGUUUUAGCAGGGCGACUGCACAAUCUGCUGGCUUAUCAAUAGCUCCAGAUCACAUGAGCCUCACUCCGUCAGAAUGGACUGAGCCAUGGGCAUCAGUGGACUAUAUUGGAUGCGCUGGGAUCAGGAAACGUGGUCCGUGUCCCUCUGGAACGAUGGGAGCUGGAAGCCACGGUGGCUCCAGUGAGAAAUACAGUGUGCAGCAGCUCAAACUGAGUAAUGUCUCAGAGCACAAACAUAGCAGGACUGAAGAACAGCUGAAAGGUCUGGAAGACCUGUUUAGUUUGCAUUUGUGGAGUUUGAGAAUAGAUGCCACUUAUGUUCUGCAGGAGCAGAAGACAGUUUUGAAUACCCUCCCCCCUUUGAUGUACAAUUAGGAUAUGGAUCAUGUCUAGUCAUUUGCUUUGAUAUUUCUUAACUCCAGGCAGCAGGAUGUCAUAUCUCGUCAUCUCACAGACUAAACUAAACAAGCAGGAGUUGCAGUGGAUGUGCUGUAAAUGCAAAUUUACUUUCACUGAUUUACCUCCAGCGUCUUGCCUGUAUGCUUUUGGAUGCAUUUUAUAUUUUAAAUGUGAACUUGUUAUAUGUGAAUUUUGGAUUCUGUUGUAUGAGGAAAAAUUCUUGCUUUAUAUUUUAGUCUCGGACUGGAACAGAGAUUCACUAUGAAUGUGAGCAUGUAUGAAUGUGUGCGUAUGGCUGUGCGUUUGGGAUCGCAUGUGUAUGUUCACGCUUACAUGUGUAUGGACGUCUGCAUGUGACCUGUGCAUUUGCACAGGCAUGGUCAAUGUGUCCAUGUGCUUGUGUGUGACUGCAUAUGUGCAUGUAUACUUGUCUGUAUUAGUAACUAAUUAGUAACUAUAGCCAAGGUACAUUUUUAUUCUGAUCAAAUGAUCACUUUGACAUGGAUAGGGUGCAAAUAGCAAAAUAUAAGCAAAAAUAAUAUGAUCAAUAUUUUAUUCAUCAAUAAUUUAGUUUACACAGAGCUCUGCAAUCCAGCCCCGUAUAUCAAGGCUGGUUUGACAAAUAAAGGUUACAAAAUCAAACGAGAGUGAAAGAUUGUAUUCAUGUAACUUCCUGUUUAACAUCUUGUGGCUUUUGAACAUAUUCUCUGUUCAAAUGCAAUGUGUCUUGUUAUCCUUUAAUAAACUAUAGCCCAACUACAACUGCAUUACAGCUUGGACCGAAGUAACAAAAUAACAAGAUACCUAAAAGUGAAAAUAAUGAAAUUGUAUUUAUACAGAUGUAACAAAUUGUGAGAGUUAAUAAAGGGGAGGUAUACAUCCCAAACUCAAAAA
Conger conger (European conger) is the source of this 2962-nucleotide messenger RNA. RefSeq names its product hemojuvelin BMP co-receptor (gene hjv). Gene Ontology annotation, molecular function: coreceptor activity. The coding region runs from base 510 to 1712 and encodes 400 amino acids. Gene Ontology annotation, cellular component: plasma membrane. Lineage: Eukaryota; Metazoa; Chordata; Actinopteri; Anguilliformes; Congridae. The record is from RefSeq and is a predicted model, not a curated record. The transcript has 5 exons. Gene Ontology annotation, biological process: BMP signaling pathway.